Messenger RNA from Lactuca sativa (garden lettuce), 1164 nucleotides. The record is from RefSeq and is a predicted model, not a curated record. NCBI's taxonomy places the organism in Eukaryota, Viridiplantae, Streptophyta, Magnoliopsida, Asterales, Asteraceae.
AUGCCUUACUCUGAUUCCGACACAGUUUCUUCUUCAACAAAUCGACUUAUCAUGGAGGAGCUGGAGUAUGACAUAACGCUUUUAAAGAAAGAGUUUGAUAGUAUGUUUCAUGCAUUAACAAACGAGCAACGCAAUAUUUUUCUUGAUAUCAUGACUACAGUCAAUGAUAAUAAAGGAGGUGUGUUUUUUGUUUAUGGAUAUGGUGGAACAGGAAAAACCUUUCUUUGGAAGACGUUAUUUGCAGCAAUUAGAUGUAAUGGUGAUAUAGUUUUAAAUGUUGCUUCAAGUGGUAUUGCAUCUUUAUUAUUGCCUGGAGGUAGGAUAGCACACUCUCGGUUUAUAAUUCCGUUGAAUCUUACCGAGUAUUCUGUUUUAAGAAAAAGCUCAUUGAUUAUUUGGGAUGAAGCACCUAUGGUCCACAAACAUGCAUUUGAAGCUUUAGAUCGAGCUCUGAGAGAUGUAUGUAAGUUUGAUAAGUCUACCAACUCAGAUAUUCCAUUUGGAGGGAAAGCGAUUGUUUUUGGAGGAGACUUCAGGCAGAUUCUACCUGUUGUUCAAGGAGGUAGCAGACAAAAUAUCGUUAAUGCUUCUUUAAGCUCUUCAUAUAUAUGGCAACAUUGUCAAUCCGAGUUUAUUCAUGAUCAGUUUGAUCCCAAUUUAUACUCCCCGAAUAUUUUAAAUGGUCUUAAGGUAUCAGGUUUGCCAAAUCACAAGUUAAUUCUAAAAGUCGGUGUUCCAGUUAUGUUACUAAGAAACAUUGAUCAGAAAAAUGGAUUAUGUAACGGCACUAGACUACAAGUGAAAUCUCUUGGAAAACGUGUUAUUGAGGCAAUUAUAAUAUCUGGAACUAAUAUCGGAAAGCAAACAUUUAUUCUAAGAAUGUCUUUAAGUCCAUCUGAAAAAAAAAUUCCUUUCAAAUUUCAAAGAAGACAAUUUCCAUUGGCUGUAUGUUUUGCAAUGACAAUUAAUAAAAGUCAGGGGCAGUCGUUAUCAAAGGUUGGUCUGUAUCUCAAGGAUCCUGUUUUUUCAUAUGGACAACUGUAUGUUGCCUUAUCUAGAGUUCAAAGUAGAGAAGGACUGAAAUUGUUAAUUUUAGAUAACGAUGGUAGACUUACAAACAAAACUUCAAAUGUUGUGUAUAAGGAAGUUUUUAGGAAUUUAUAA